Molecule: messenger RNA, 2973 nt
Organism: Cuculus canorus (common cuckoo)
Lineage: Eukaryota; Metazoa; Chordata; Aves; Cuculiformes; Cuculidae
Gene: LOXL3
Product: lysyl oxidase like 3
Exons: 16
Coding region: 64-2550 (828 amino acids)
Biological process (GO): peptidyl-lysine oxidation; inflammatory response
Cellular component (GO): membrane
Molecular function (GO): copper ion binding; protein-lysine 6-oxidase activity
Source: RefSeq, a predicted model, not a curated record
GGGGCGGGACGGGACGGAGCGGAACGGGACGGCACGGAACGGCACGGCACGAGCCAAGCUGCCAUGGGAAGCUGCGGCGCGCGGGCACGGCAGGAGCUGCUGGUGCUGCUGAGCAGCGUAUGGCUGUGGGUGGGCAGUGCUCAGCCCACGGCCCCGGGCCCCACGCACGCCCCCGGGUCCCAGCUGAAGUUCCGCCUGGCUGGCUACCCACGCAAGCACAACGAAGGACGCGUCGAGGUCUUCUACAACGACGAGUGGGGCACCAUCUGCGAUGACGACUUCACGCUGGCAAACGCGCAUGUGCUGUGCCGGCACCUCGGCUUUGUGGCUGCCACCGGCUGGGCUCACAGCGCCAAGUACGGCAAAGGCGUCGGGCGGAUCUGGCUGGACAAUGUGAAUUGUGCUGGCAGCGAGAAGAGCAUCGGGGACUGCAAACACCGGGGCUGGGGGAACAGCGACUGCAGCCACGAGGAAGAUGCGGGUGUUGUCUGCAAGGAUGAGCGCAUCCCAGGCUUCAAGGACUCCAACGUCAUCGAGACCGAGCAGAGCCAUGUGGAGGAGGUCCGCCUGCGGCCGGUGGUGUCCGGGGCUCGGCGGCCGCUGCCGGUGGUGGAGGGCAUCGUGGAGGUGCGCUACAAGGACGGCUGGGCACAGAUCUGCGACGAGGGCUGGAACAGCCAGAACAGCCGCGUGGUCUGUGGCAUGCUGGGCUUCCCUGCUGAGAAGAAGGUCAACAAGAACUUCUACAAGCUGGCUUCCAAAUCUCAGCCUAAACAAAAGCGCAGGGAGGACGUAGGGUCCAAGAAGAGGCUCUUUACGGAGCGGCAGCAGCUCAACUACCGCCUGCACUCUGUGUCCUGUGCCGGGACGGAGGUGCAUCUCUCCAUGUGCGCCUUCGAGUUCUACCGUGGCAACACCUCGGCCGCCUGCGCCGCCGGCAUGCCCGCCGUCAUCAGCUGCGUGCCCGGGCCCCUCUUCGCUGCCAGCAAUGCCCACAAGAAGAAGCAGCGCCAGCAGCAGCAGCAGCAGCAGAGCCAGCCACGGAUCCGGCUGAAGGGCGGCGCGAAGGUGGGUGAGGGCCGUGUUGAGGUGCUCAAGAGGAACGAGUGGGGCACCAUCUGCGACGACCGCUGGAACCUGCUGUCGGCCAGUGUGGUGUGCCGUGAGCUGGGCUUCGGCAGUGCCAAGGAGGCCCUGACCGGGGCACGCAUGGGCCAAGGGACGGGGCCCGUUCACAUGAACGAGGUGCAGUGCCUGGGCACCGAGAAGUCCCUCUGGAGCUGCCCCUUCAAGAACAUCACGCAGGAGGACUGCAAGCACUCGGAGGACGCGGCCGUGCGCUGCAACAUCCCCUACAUGGGCUACGAGAACCUGAUUCGGCUGAGCGGGGGCCGGAGCCGCUUCGAGGGGCGGGUGGAGGUGGCAGUGGGCGCUGGCGACGGGGACCAGCGCCGCUGGGGCUUGGUGUGCGGCGAAGGCUGGGGUACGCUGGAGGCGAUGGUGGCCUGUCGCCAGCUGGGGCUGGGAUUCGCUAACCACGGCUUGCAAAUCCGCCUGGCCGGCGGCAGGACAGCGUUCGAGGGACGUGUGGAGGUGAAGCGAGGCAGUAAGUGGGGCACGGUGUGCAGCGACGGCUGGACCACCAAGGAGGCAAUGGUGGCCUGUCGCCAGCUCGGCCUGGGCUACUCCCUGCACGCGGUCACGGAGACGUGGUACUGGGACGCCAGCAACGUGACGGAGAUGGUUCUGAGCGGGGUGAAGUGUGCCGGCCACGAGAUGUCCCUGAGCCACUGCCAGCACCACGGCACGAGCCUGAACUGCCGGAACACCGGCACGCGCUUUGCUGCCGGUGUCAUCUGCUCUGAGACCGCCUCCGACCUGCUGCUGCACGCCCCGCUGGUGCAGGAGACGGCGUACAUCGAGGAUCGGCCGCUGCACAUGCUGUACUGCGCCGCCGAGGAGAACUGCCUCGCCAGCUCGGCACGCCUGGCUAACUGGCCCUAUGGGCACCGCCGCCUGCUCCGCUUCUCCUCCCAGAUCCACAACAACGGCCGUGCCGACUUCCGACCCAAGGCUGGGCGGCACUCCUGGGUCUGGCAUGAAUGCCACCGGCACUACCACAGCAUGGACAUCUUCACCCACUACGACAUCCUGACACCCAAUGGCACCAAAGUGGCUGAGGGGCACAAAGCCAGCUUCUGCCUGGAGGACACCGAGUGCGAGGAAGAUGUGGCCAAGCGGUACGAGUGUGCCAACUUUGGGGAGCAAGGUAUCACUGUGGGGUGCUGGGACCUGUACCGGCAUGACAUCGACUGCCAGUGGAUCGACAUCACUGACGUCAAACCCGGCAACUAUAUCCUGCAGGUUGUGAUCAACCCCAACUUUGAGGUGGCAGAGAGCGACUUCACCAACAACGCCAUGAAGUGCAACUGCAAGUACGACGGGCACCGCAUCUGGGUACACAGCUGCCACAUCGGUGACGCGCUGAGCGAGGAGGCCAACAAGCGGUUUGAGCAGUACCCAGGGCAGCUCAACAACCAGAUCUCCUAGGGCAGACAGUGUCUUCCUUCCUCGCUCCACGCCAGUGGGUGCUGGUGCAGAGGCCUCUCAUCUGGCAUUGCUGCUGUGCCCAUCCGGGUUUGCCCAGGACUCGUCAUUGCCGGCCGCCCUUUCCCGCCUUGGGAGCUGGCACUGGAGGCACUGAUCCUGCUCCUCCAGCCUGGGGCCACCACCCCAACCACUGCCGGGGGGCUCCGCGCCCGCGUUCCCUGCGCUGCAGCACACGGGUAUGGCCCAGAGGUCCUGCAUCCCAGUCCUUGCCACCCCAGCUGCUCCCUACACUCCCUGUCCAGGCUUCUCUCACCCUCCUGGGCUCUGCCCCAGGACCCACAGCCCAUGGAGAGAUUCACAUCCCGGCGGAGAACACGGAGUGCCUUGUCCUGCAGGAUGGGGCAGCUCCCACACCCCAAACUU